Molecule: messenger RNA, 3059 nt
Organism: Phycodurus eques (leafy seadragon)
Lineage: Eukaryota; Metazoa; Chordata; Actinopteri; Syngnathiformes; Syngnathidae
Gene: plppr1
Product: phospholipid phosphatase related 1
Exons: 8
Coding region: 212-1186 (324 amino acids)
Biological process (GO): phospholipid dephosphorylation; phospholipid metabolic process; signal transduction
Molecular function (GO): phosphatidate phosphatase activity
Source: RefSeq, a predicted model, not a curated record
CAUCCGUCCUCAUCCACGCCGCGUGAUGCCCCUCACAUCCACGCAGAGCAGCCCGUGGAAUAGUAGGAGUUGGACUAGUGGGAGUAUAGAAGCGCUCUUCACGCCUUCCUCGUCUUUCAUGGAUUCGCCUUUUUUCCGGAAUAUUGCUCCAUCCCAUCGCGAGUGAGGAGUCGUGAAACCUGAGAGGAGAGGUCUCCUGACGGGAGCCAAGAUGGCGUCCAACCACAUCCUGCGCAGCUACUCCAUCAUCCCGUGUUUCAUCUUUGUAGAGCUCGUCAUCAUGUCCGGCACAGUCUUGCUGGCUUACUACAUGGAGUGGACAGACCUUUUCAGCGUGCACGUGCAGGGCUUCUUCUGCAACGACGCGGAGCUGAUGAAGCCGUACCCCGGGACGGAGGAGGCCAGCUUUGUGCCCCCACUAAUCUUGUAUUGUGUGGUUACCGCUGCUCCAACCGCUAUUAUUUUUGUCGGCGAAGUGUCCAUGUACGCCAUGAAAUCGACAAGGGAAUCUCUCUUGGCCCAGGAGAAGACAAUCGUAACUGGCGACUGUUGUUACCUCAACCCUCUUAUUCGUCGUGUCAUACGCUUCAUAGGUGUGUUUGCAUUUGGCCUGUUUGCCACAGACAUCUUCGUCAAUGCGGGCCAGGUGGUCACGGGUGGUCUCUCGCCCUACUUUCUAUCAGUGUGCAAACCCAACUACACCGGCACCGAGUGCCGUUUGAACCAUCAAUUUAUCACCAACAGCAACAUCUGCACCGGAAACCCCAUCAUUGUCGGGAACGCCCGCCGCUCGUUUCCGUCCAAAGACGCCUCCCUGAGCGUUUACUCUGCUGUUUACCUAACGAUGUACAUCACCAGUACCAUUAAGACCAAGUCCAGUCGCUUGGCGAAGCCUGUACUAUGUCUGGGCACUCUCUGUUCAGCCUUCCUCACCGGACUCAACCGGGUCUCAGAGUACCGAAACCACUGUUCAGACGUUGUGGCUGGAUUCAUACUGGGAUCAGCGGUUGCCGUUUUUCUGGGUGUGUGCGUGGUGAACAACUUCAAAUGUGUCCACGGUGCAAUAACCAAACAGAAGAGUGAAGAUUACCGCGGUCUCCCCCUGAUGACUUUCCCUCGCGUCGAGAGUCCACUGGAGACUCUUAGUGCACAGAACCACUCGGCAUCAAUGACGGAGGUCACAUGACUAAGGGGGCAGCACCGGGUCACGUUUGCGUCUCCGCAGCACUUCCAGACACAAUGACAAGGACGCAUGUCACGUGGCUUCGAUUGCUUACCAAAAUCAAACACUGAUAUAUCUGUCUAGUUCACCUCCGGGGGACGAAAUCCACCAUGUUUGUAAUGGGCAUCCGUAUUACAAAAACAAACUCAAGCACAGAUUUUCUUCAUAAUAACUCAUUGCAACAUGGGGCAUUUAUGUUCCUCCAAGGUGUUCUGUUUUUUAGUUCGAGGAUGGUGUUUUGCACAUUUUGUAUGAGCGAUUGCUGUUUAACCUACCCUGACAGUGGUCCGCCUGCACACCUUUGUGUUGCAUCUCAUCCUGUCAGGUGACUUCCCUCCGUUCACCACGUCCUGUCCCGUCCCCCUCAGUCUGAAAAUGUGCAAUGGAAAACUAGCAAUGUUGAUGUUGUCAUUCUGUGAUGUUUGUCAUUUGUACAGAAAAAAAAGAUAGAAUCCUUCUUUUUUUUUUUGUUAUGGCUGUAUAUGAAUUGACCACGUCAGCUCGAAUUUUGUAAAGAUUUUUGUUAAUCUGUACUAUUACGAUCCUUUUGGACCUGUUUGCCUGCUGUAAACAUCAAUAUGUUUUGGUAUCAGUCAGACACAUUCACGCUGUAUUAUCAGCAACAUGUAUGACCAUGCACAGGGUCCCCAACAAUUUGAUAUCAUUUCAUAGUCUAACAACCUAACCAAUUCUCCAUCAAAUUAUCUAAAAUUUGAAUGAGAUGUUUAAAAACUAAGUUUGAAUGAGACAUUUUAUGCAUUUUAUUUAUAAUUAGCUCCCAGAUGUCUCAUUUUACAUCCUUUUGUCAUAAAUACCCCGAGGAUAAAAAAAGUAUCCACAAUUGGCUAUAAAAUCUAUAUCCAUUUGAAUAUGUUGUUGGAACUUUCAUAAGUAAAUCUUUAAUUUUUUUAACAUGAAGCCCAUGUAAUUUUAUUUGCCUAGUGUUUCUCAGACUUAUUUAAAAAAGAAAAAAAACUUAUCUCUCAAACUACAACCAUAAUGACCAACAUUAAAAUAUGAUAACGUAAUCGGACUAAGUGUUCAUCAAAAAUGAGAGAGAGGUUUUAUUCCUUAAAAGUAUAUUUAUUAUUCUAAGCCACUGUAACCAUAUAAAGUUUGACCAUUUACAAUGAGCUUAAAUAUAGUAAAAUUUAAAAAAACUGCUUGAAUAAAGAUACAGUUAAAAAAGGUAUUGCACAUUAGAGUUAAAUAAAACUUGUAAUUAAAUAUUUUAAAAAAUAGUUAAAGAUUAAAUGCAAAAUGUAUUGUACUUAAAAGUUAAAUACAACUGAACUGUUUGUUGUACAGUACUUGAAGAGUAAAAAAUGUACUGUAAGUUAUUUAUUUUAUUUGUAUUCAAUUCAGUGAUUCUUUUGAGAAGAAGCCCGCCUACCGCUGAUGGUACAGGUAAAAUACAGAUUCGGUGGCCUACGACAUGUCGUUAGACAGACAUUCAUAUUUCAAAUGAUGUCACUUUUUUUGGGACACCUUGGAUGUUCAGCUCCAACUACUGUACAAUCUACUGUAUGUGUAUCCGGAUUCAUUGUUUUUUUCGUAGGAGUUUCUUUUCAGAGAGGUACUGCUGGGCUAGCCUGUGCCAGACCACUCCAAAAUCAAAUCCUACUCUUUAUACUGUAGAAACAAGACAAGUUUUUGGGGAAUAAAUGGCUUGCUAUAAGGCCUGGCUAGCCAUUUUAAAAAUUGUGCACCAGGCUAAUAAUUACUUUACCUUUCCUCCUUGAGGUAUCCCUCCCCCACCCACCAGUGGAUUGUGAUGCAAUGUUGUGACUCCAUUUCCUAUUGGAAGAAAACACCCAGCAUGAAGAGAGAAGUCAAG